AUGCUGGAUUUUCUCUGCAGGCACGCAAAUUCUCUCUCUCUAUCUCGCUCUGAAAGUAGGACUGGAGCAACACAGUCUUUCUACCGCUAUUCUCCUUAUUCGUCUUUGAUUGAUGGUAGGGAUCUAGUAAUUAGAAUCAAUUUUUGUCUUAAUUCAAAAUCACUUUCUAAAUCGUGGAUUUGGCUCUUCUAUCUAUCUAUCUAUCUAUCUAUCUAUCUAUCUAUCUAUCUGCUCCUAUCUAAAUAUCUAUUUCAAUCUGUCUUUCUUUCUGCUCCUCACUCUCUCUUUUUCUCUCUGUUUCUAUCUAUCUAUCUAUCUAUCUAUCUAUCUAUCUAUCUAUUUCUUUCUUUCUUUCUUUCUUUCUUUCUUUCUUUCUUUCUUUCUUCUCCCCUAUCUUUCUCUCUAUUUCAAUCUAUCUAUCUAUCUAUCUAUCUAUCUAUCUAUCUAUCUAUCUAUCUAUCUGAUCCUCUCUCACUCUUUCUUUCUUUCUUUCUUUCUUUCUUUCUUUCUUUCUUUCUUUCUUUCUUUCUGCACCUCUCUCUCUCUCUAUUUCGUUCAUUCAAUCUAUUUAUCUAUCUAUCUAUUUGUUACUCUGUAUAUAUGUAUGUUUGCAUCUAUCUAUCUAUCUAUCUAUCUAUCUAUCUAUCUAUCUAUCUAUCUAUCUAUCUCAGUCUGUUCAUAUCUAUCUAUCUAUCUAUCUAUCUCAGUCUGUUCAUAUCUAUCUAUCUAUCUAUCUAUCUAUCUAUCUGUAUAUAUGUAUGUAUGUAUGCAUCUAUCUAUCUAUCUAUCUAUCUAUCUAUCUAUCUAUCGAUUACUUUCUUUUUUUCUUUCUUUUUUUCUUUCUAUCUAUCUAUCUAUCUAUCUAUCUAUCUAUCUAUCUAUCUAUCUAUAUAUCUAUUUCUUUCUUUCUUUCUUUCUUUCUUUCUUUCUUUCUUUCUUUCUUUCUUUCUUUCUUUCUUUCUGCUCCCCUAUCUUUCUCUCUAUUUCAAUCUAUCUAUCUAUCUAUCUAUCUAUCUAUCUAUCUAUCUAUCUAUCUAUCUGAUCCUCUCUCACUAUUUCUUUCUUUCUUUCUUUCUUUCUUUCUUUCUUUCUUUCUUUCUUUCUUUCUUUCUUUCUUUCUUUCUGCACCUCUCUCUCUCUCUCUCUCUCUCUCUCUAUUUCGUUCAUUCAAUCUAUUUAUCUAUCUAUCUAUUUGUUACUCUGUAUAUAUGUAUAUUUGUAUCUAUCUAUCUAUCUAUCUAUCUAUCUAUCUAUCUAUCUAUCUAUCUAUCUAUCUAUCUAUUUCUCUGUAUAUAUGUAUGUAUGUAUGCAUUUAUCUAUCUAUCUCUCUAUCGAUUUCUUUCUUUCUUUCUAUCUAUCUAUCUAUCUAUCUAUCUAUCUAUCUAUCUAUAA
Molecule: messenger RNA, 1392 nt
Organism: Acanthosepion pharaonis
Lineage: Eukaryota; Metazoa; Mollusca; Cephalopoda; Sepiida; Sepiidae
Source: the annotation of a GenBank genome assembly